Dermatophagoides farinae (American house dust mite) is the source of this 6797-nucleotide messenger RNA. Lineage: Eukaryota; Metazoa; Arthropoda; Arachnida; Sarcoptiformes; Pyroglyphidae. The record is from RefSeq and is a predicted model, not a curated record.
AUCAAUGAUUCCGGAUUAGUAGGUAAUGUUGUAGCUGAUGUCCCGAAUACAAAAACAGCAACAACUUCAUCGACAAAUAAAUGUGAAUUUUGGCUUGUGUCAAAUGAAGGAAAUUUAACCAGUUUUGGCGAUCCAUCUCAAAGUGUUAAUUGUGUUUAUCGCAUUACACCGCUUAAUCCAACUGUAUGCAGUGUUGAAUUACAUUUCAAUGAUUUUGAUGUGACCGAUAUGCGUAGUGAACAGAAACAUAAAGAUGCUGAACAAAGACAAGCAGUGGAAAAAGAAUUUGCACAAUUAUCAGCCAAUCGUAAUAGCUGCGUAGAUAAUUAUCUUGAAUUUAAUAACCGGAAACGUUAUUGCCACCGUGAUUGGAAUAAUCGUAUGGAUGUGGUUGAUAUUGAUCCGAAUUAUGAAAAAGAUUUUGUUUUUAGACUUGUGCUUGAUAGAGUUGUACAUUCGAGCGGUUUCAACAUUAAAUAUAAACCGUUAUUUGAUACCUGUGAUAAAUUGACGGCAAAAAAAUUGGAGAAAUCGAAAGACGAGAAUUCUAAUACCAAUAAUAAUAAUAAUGAUCAUUCAAUAGUGGAUCCAGUGGAAAUGUUGGCAUCAAGUUUACCGAGUUCAAGUUAUUGUGAAAAACGACAUACUGAAAUGGAAUUUGAGAUUAAAAGUGCUAAUUAUCCAAAAAAUUAUAGUAAUAAUCUUGAUUGUGUACAUUAUGUUAUCAGGAAAUCGGAAAAUGUAUGCGGCUUAGAAUUGAAAUUUAUUCAUUUUGAUAUUGAAGAAUCUGAAGGAUGUGCAUAUGAUUUUUUUGAAAUUGAUGGUGAAAAUUUCUGUGGCCGUCUACCGAAUGGUUCAAGAAAUAUUUUCCAUUUUGAUACGGCUGUCAAAUCGAUCUCAUUUCAAACUGACAGCCAAGUGAAUGGGCCUGGUUUUCAUAUCAAAAUACGACAGAUAAAUGAUUGUCGAAAUGCAUUUAUGCCAAUUGAAACACCUGCACCAGCAUCGGGUAAUAUUCGUGGUGGUAAUCAAGGUCGACAACAAAAAUGCAGUAUUUUAUGGCAUGAACGUGAAGGAAAGCUGAGUACAUUGAAAUAUCCGGACCCAUAUCCAAACGAUUUACUUUGUGCCUAUACUAUUGAACGGAAUCCACAUGGCCAUUAUUGUAGUAUUGAAAUGAAUUUUAUUGAUUUUGAUCUACAAAAUACUCGUGAUUGUAGUGGUGAUUUUUUCGAAAUUCAAAAUGAACGUUAUUGUGGCCAUUCAUUACGAAAUGAACGGAAAAUAAUCCCAUUCAAUCCAGAUGGUUAUAUAAGAUUUCUAUUCAAAAGUGACAGCACAGAAAAUGGACAAGGGUUCUUAUUGAAUUAUACACAAAUACCAUGUACCAAACAAAUGGAAGAUAAUGUUGUCAUGAUGAAUCCAGCAGAAUCAUUGUCGAAAAUGAUGCAUGAUGAAAACAGUAUUCAUACGGAACCAUGUGUAAAAAUAUAUCGAGAUAAAAAAUUUGAUCUUAUUAGCGAUACAAUUGAUGGACAUUAUAAGGAUAAUCAAAAUUGCCAUUUUACAAUUAAAAAAUAUUCAGAUAAAGUUUGCUAUCUAGAAAUGCAUUUCAAAAUGUUCGAUCUAGAAGCCAGCCAAGAUUGUCAAUAUGAUUAUAUGGAGAUUGGCAGUGCCGUACGUCUGUGUGGAACACUAAAUCAAGAAACAAGUCGUAUCUAUGUGUUUGAUAAACCAGAAAUGAUUAUAAAUUUUCAUACAGAUUCAACGAAUGAACGUAAAGGUUAUCGGAUACAUACCGAACAGCUUGAAUGUCAAGGUGAUCGUAUUAUUCGUGAACAUUAUGAUCAUCAUCAUCAUCAUCAUCAUCAUGAAGAACCGAAUGAAGGUCUACAAAGUUUAGAACAAUAUAAAUUCGAACAACAACAACAUUAUAUACAACCAACAAAUGAUACACAAUUAUUACAGCAGCAAGAAAAUUUCGUUCAUCAAACAUCGGAAUUUGAUCCAACAAUUCCCGAGUGGAAAUAUUUGCAAAAUCCAAGCAGCAGCAGUAGUAGUAGUCUUCUUUGUUCAAAAACAUUUCGACAAAAAGAAUUUUUUAUUGAUAGUCCCAACUUUCCUGAUAAUUAUCCACCAGAUCUAGAUUGUCUUUUCAUGAUCGUACCGUAUAGCUUGGAUGUUUGUAAAAUUGAAAUCAAUUUCGAUUCAUUCGAAUUACAACCAUAUGAUUUUGAGAAAAAUUGUCUUAAAUCGGAUUUUCUUGAUUUUGAUAAUAAGGAACAAUUUUGUGGAAAAAUGACCGAAACACAAUCACGAAUCUAUUCAUUUCGUAGGAAUGAAACAUUUUUUAUUCAUUUUCAUUCAGAUUCUUUUCGUACAUCAUUUGACAAAGGGUUUAGACUAUAUGUUCGUCAAAUAGAAUGUUCAUCAUUAUUGAAUCAACCGAAUAAAUUACCGGUUAAGCAACAAAAACCACAACAACGACAGAAUCAUUGUAGCCGAAUAUUAAUGAGUUCAUCAUUCGAUAUACAAAGUCCACUAUAUCCAUCACCAUAUCCAUCAAAUUCAUAUUGUGAUUAUCGCAUAGUGAAAUUUAAAGCACCCGGUGUGAAUGUCUGUUUUCUUGAAGUUCAUUUCAUCGAAUUUGAUCUACAAUCAAGUACUGAUUGUAAUAAGGAUUAUGUAAGCUUCAACGGUAUUAAACAAUGUGGAUCGAUAGCGAAAGAUAGUGUGCGGCUAUUUCCAUUUUAUGAUAAUGAAUUUACGAUAAGCUUUUUUGCUGAUCCAUUGGUUAGUGGUCGUGGAUUUUUUCUUAAAAUUCGUCAAAAUGAAUGUCCACAAACCGGCCACAAUGAUCAUGGUGCUAAACGUAUAAUAAAACCACCACCAUCAUCAUCAUCAUCAUCAUCAUCAUUAAUAAUGAAAGAUGAUCCAUUUUCACCAUAUCAAAUCUAUCAUGCUAACCAAAUAUGUCAACAAACAUUUGGUUCGACAUAUUUUGAAUUUGAAAGUCCCAAUUAUCCACAAUAUUAUUUGCCUAGCCUCAGCUGUGUUUACACCAUACAACGGCGCCAUAGUCGUUUUUGUAAACUGGAAUUAUAUUUUACCGAUUUCGAUAUUGAACCAUCGACAAAAUGUACAGAAGAUUAUUUAAUUAUUGAUAAUGUUAAAUAUUGUAAUACGAAUCGACCCGAAUCAAUUAUGCAGAUACCAUUUUAUGAACCGGAAAAACGAAUUUAUUUUCGUAGUGUUUUAUUUCGGCCACGUAAAGGAUUUAUGAUACAAGCACGUCAAAUUGAUUGUGAUACAUUGAUUUUGGAACCAAAAAAUUAUGAUGUAAAACAAAAUCGACAACAAUUACCAAUUUCAAGUUCAUCAGCUGAUAUUAAUAGUAAUAAGUUUAUAUUUUUACCAUCAUUACCAUCGAUUUGUGAGAUUUGUGUGACUGAAGUGACUGGCAAUAUUCAAUCAUAUGAUUAUCCAAAUUUUUAUCCACCAAAUGUUAAUUGUACAUAUCGUAUAACACCAUUACCAGAUAAUUGUAUGGUUCAAUUACGUUUUGUUGAAUUUGAUUUCGAUUAUUCACCUGAAUGUAAUCAGGAUUAUUUAGAAAUCAAUGGUAUACGUUAUUGUGGCCAUCAAUUGAAAGAUGUUUCAAUGAUUUUGAUGAAUAAACGAAAAGAUGAUUUGACCAUACGUAUGGUGACCAGCAGUCGUGGAGCUAUGGUCAAACCAUCAUUCAAAGGAUUCCGAGCAAGUUAUACACAAUUGCCGUGUUUAGAUACACAAACACCAUCGCCAUCAAUAUCGAAUCAGAUACCUCAUAUUCAACCGGCAACCAAAUCUAUUGCUGUAGAAAAUCCACAAACACUGCAUCCAAUACCAACACCGAUAAUUGUCCACAAUGAAGCCAUUUAUUGUGAUCAAACAUUUGAUGAUAAAAUGUUUGAAAUCAAAUCACCUGGUUAUCCAUAUCGUUAUUUUGAUGGUUUAGAUUGUUCAUAUCUGAUACGGAAAAAUAGUGCCAAUGUUUGCCGAUUAAAAGUUACAUUCACAUAUUUCAAUGUAGUUGGCGAAGAUGGUAAUUGUCGUGGUGAUUAUCUAGAUAUUUUCAGUACACGUUUCUGUGGUAUUUUGGAUCGAUAUACAUCUAAGGAGAUACCAUUUUUACAGGAAAAACUUUUAUUACAUUUCCAUACGAAUCAACAACAAACGGCCAAUGGAUUUCAUUUGGCAUUAGAACAAGUGGAUUGCAUUCCCGGCAGGCCAGCUAUGCCACAUCAAAAACAUUCAAAAACAACAACCGAUGAGCAGAAAUCCAUAACUGAUUAUUCUGGUUCGAAAACUAAUCCGAAAAAAUUAAAAUCACCAAAUCGAAAACCAAUAAUGACUAAAAAUCCAUUCGAUUAUGAUGAUGAUGAAAUAAUCGAAUUCGAUACCAGAAAUAAAGCUACAAUGGAAGUUGAACCACAUGUUAUAUAUGAAGAUUCAAAUAAACCAAAUCCAACAACAUUUCCAACACAGCAACGUGAAGAACAGCAACGUAAAAUUCCAAUACGAUAUUAUAGUAGAAAUAUAACAGUGAUUAAUGAAGAUAAACCAAAAAUACAGCCAUUGUCAAUGAUGAUGAUGACGACAACAUCUAGACCAUCACAACAACGUCAUUUAGAUGAUGGACAUGAUUAUAUAACGGUGACAACGGCACCAAUGACACAACAACCACAACAACAACAACAACAAAAAUAUGAUCCACCUAAUACACAGAAACUAUGUGAACAAACGUUUGUGGAUAAAAUCUUUUUCGAAUUAAAAAGUACAGAUCUACAAAUGACAAGAAUGAAUGGUGGUGGUGCCAUAUGUCAUCUACAUAUACGAAAAGCAAAAACAAACGUUUGUCAAUUGGACAUAAUGUUUAUGAAAUAUAAUCUCAAUGAUAGUAGCUGUGGUCAUCAAUAUCUAUCGGUUGAUGGUGAAAAAAUCUGUGGACAUAUUCAUGAAACAACGACAAAAAGAUUCUGGUUUCAACGACCAGAACUUUAUCUAUUUGCCAAUCUAAUGGAUAUUGGUCCAAUCGAUGAUGAUACAUUUGAAAUUAAAGUACGACAAGUUGAAUGUGCUACUAAUGUUGAUCAUGGUCAUCAUCAUCCAUCAUCACGGCCAAUGCAAAGACAAAAUGAAAAUUCAGAUAAUCAUUUUCCGAUAAAAGGACAACAACAAUCAAUAAAAAGUCGAUUUAAACAAGUCAGCGAUAUUGCACAACAAAUCGAUGAACAACAAUUAUACGAUAAUCGUCAUCAUCAUCAUUAUAAUGACAACAACAACAAUAAUAAUAAACCAAAUGAAUACAAAAUGCAAACAUAUGAGAUGAAACAGUUUCGAAUACCAAUGAUUGAACAACAACAUAAUCAUCCGAUGGAUGCUGAUACAAAUAGACCAGAACAACAGCAACAAAAGCCAUAUUCAUCAUCCGAAACAUCAUAUGAUCCAUAUUGUGAUCUGAUUGAAAAUGAAAUGAAUUUUCAGAUUGAAAGUCCACGUGAUGAUUCUACCAUCACUCGUUGCCGUUAUACGAUCCGUAAAGCUAACGAUAAUGUAUGCGCAAUCGAUUUAAAAUUUCAAAUGUUUCAAUUGAAUGAAGCAAUGAAAUGUGAACGAGAAUAUUUGGAAAUUGAUUCUAGUAGAAUAUGUGGAGCAUUCCCUGUUGGUCAUGAACGCCGUUAUCAUUUUAUGCCGAAUGAAUAUGAGAAAGUUAUACAUUUUAUAUCGAGUAAAUCAUUAAAUACUCGCGGUGAUUUUCGAUUGGAUGUUAAACAGAUUGAUACUGAUUGUGACAAACCUACUCCAACACAAAAACCAACAUUGACUAUGCCCACUGUUUGUGAUAUAUCCGUACGAAAUUAUCGUGGCCAUAUUAAAAGUCCUAAUUAUCCAGCUCCAUAUGGUGACUAUACAAAAUGUGUGUAUAGAAUCCAAGCUAUUGGUCAUGAAUAUUGUAAUGUGAAACUUAGAAUUCGAGAUUUGGAUAUUGAAUUAUCAUCGUCGGAUAGCCAUGGAGGAACGGUUAAAUGUGAAAAAGAUUGGUUACAAGUGGAUACACAAAAAUUAUGUGGCAAUAAAAUGGAUGAACAAAAUGAAUAUACGAUACCAUUCGAAAUGCAUAAUGGACAUAAAGUUGCUCAGAUCAAAUUCACAUCCGAUGCAUUUGGUAAUGGACGAGGAUUUGAUAUUGAAUAUAAACAGGAAUUAUGUGUAUCGGAAAAAAUGAAAACAAAUCUAAUCAGUCCUGGACAGAAAGGAUUUAGGCCACCACAAAUAAAGCUGGUUAAAGGUGAUCCGUAUUCAUCAUCACCAUCAUCUGGUGGUUCUUCGCCAUCAUCAAUGCGUCCACAUUAUCCACCGAAUUAUGUAUCGAAAGCGCAUAUGCUCAAAACAAUGGAUCGUAAAGAAUUUAUCAAAAUGAUGUUGAUGGCUGAACAAGAGCAGAUGAAAAUGAAAAUCAAUCAAAAAGGAGCAACAGAAGAGCCAAAGAUAAACAUGUUGACAACGAUGAGCAGUUUAGACAAUGACGAUAACAUGACUAUGUCAUCGAUGAUAACAACGACCAUCAAUAGUAUACCAGAGAAUAUGGUCAUAUUCACAACAACGAUGUCAACGAAUUCAGAAGAUUCAACUGAAAAUUCUUCGAAUUCUUUGAUCACUACGGAACCAUCUGUUACAAUGGAUGAUGUUACUUUGUAAAUAUAAUAAUCGUAAAUUAUUCAAAUAUACAAAAUUUACAUGUUUUUAUUUCUUAA